GGGUAGCCUGAGGUAAAGAAGUGCUGGAGAUGAAUUCUGCUCCCCCUCACCGCCACCAGCCGCACUGAGGUCCACCUCAACACGGGACAAAGGAGGACAUUUUUGUGUCACCUCAGUAACACCAGGCAUUUGGAUGUUAUGGCCGAGUCGAACAGCGCGAGUUUCCCUCAUUCGACACCGAACGGGUCAAGUCGCCACGAGAAGAGUUUGGGUCUCCUCACAGUCAAGUUCGUCACCCUGCUCCAGGAGGCCAAAGAUGGGGUGCUCGACCUCAAAGUGGCUGCAGACAGUUUGGCUGUCAAACAAAAGAGGAGAAUCUAUGACAUCACCAAUGUCCUGGAAGGCAUCGGACUCAUUGAAAAAAAGACCAAAAACACCAUUCAGUGGAAGGGGGAGAGUUCAGGCUGCCAGCCUCAGGAGGUUCUUGAGCAGGUGGAACUUCUCAAGGCAAGUAUUGCUGAUCUGGAGCUUCAGGAAAGAGAGCUGGACAUGCAGAAAGCAUGUCUGCAACAAAGCAUCAAACACCUGAAUGAAGACCCCUACAGCUGCAGAUACAGCUAUGUGAUGCAUGAGGACAUCUGUGAUGCGUUCAGCGGAGACACCCUUCUAGCUGUCAUGGCACCAUCAGGAACUCAACUAGAGGUCCCAGUGCCUGAAAUGGGCCACAAUGGUCAAAAGAAGUACCAGGUGAACCUGCGAAGUCACUCAGCUCCCAUCCAGGUCAUGCUGAUAAACAGAGAGACAAGCUGCUCCAAGCCUGUUGUCGUCUCGGUUCCUCCUAUAGACGACAUUUCCUCAAUGCCGACUCCUCCUAGCACUCCAGCAGGACUGCAGAGGUUCCCCAUCUCCUCCAUUGAUCUCUGUGAUCAAAAGCGUGGCCUGCUUAAGAGUCCAGCUGCAGAGCACCAGCUCACACCAUCUUCCACGUCCCCUGAUAUGCACAUGGAAUGCAACCCGGAGUCUCCUGCCAGUCAGUGUUUGUUGAUGCAGGGCUCUCUAGGAGGUCCUGAAGAACAGCAGAGGGAAUUGGGAGGUCAGGAUCUGCAGUCCAUGCUGGAAGAAAUGAGGGAUGACAGAGAAGGAGUUUCUAACCUUAUUGAUGAAUUGAUGUCCUCAGAUGUUUUCCCAUUGUUAAGACUGUCACCCAACCCUGGUGUGGACUACAGUUUCAACCUGGAUGACAACGAGGGAGUCUGUGACCUCUUUGAUGUACAGAUUCUUAACUACUAGAACAUGAUUCGUGCCACACUGAUCCACACUUCAUUCUCAAAGGACAAACGCAGAGGUAACGAAUCUCUUUCCCCCACUGCCAACGGCUGCAUUCCUGCCACACUUCCUGAACCUUGAACUUUGGCUUGCACUCAGUUUUGCGUUCAUUUACACUUCAUCCUUAGCAAGUCUUUAACAGUGUUGUCCUGUCCGCUUUCAACCAUGACUAAUGUUUCAGAGAAAGAGACCGGAAAGAUUGAACCCUCCCACCCAAACUGUAGACUCUAUUGUUAUUUUGUUUGAUACAGUCGUUAGUUUGGUUUCGUUUUAUUUAUUUAUUUUUUUACCUCACCCAUUGUUUCCGAUGAGUGAUGGUGCAUUUCGUAGAGUUGAAUGGAGGGAAGUCUGAAUGUAAUCUGAGGAAUUAAAACCACCCAAACAUGAUACACUUUAAGAUUUGGCUGUUCACUUGUUGGAACAUGUGCCUAAAACGAUCUGUUUUUUUCUUAUUCUUGAUACUAAAGUUCUAACCUUUUAUAUUUUUUACCACAUAUUGCAAGCAGUAGACAUGAAAAUGAAUAAUAUUAUUUAACAGCACACACAACGAUUUGAGCGGUUCGAUUUGUUUGUUUCUUACCUGUUUAAUCAACACUCCACUGUGUAUAUUUAUAUUGCGUUUUGUUUGUCUUUCUUACUGACUGACAUGUUGGAAUAUCACUGUUGUUCACCUUGUUGUGAAAAGCUGAUUUGUUUUUUGUGUUUCGAGGCAAUCCAAUUUAUUUAAAAAAGGGAAAUGAGUAUAAUUUUGUACUAUAUUGUUCUUUGGAGGACAUAAAGCUGCCUUGGAUAAUCUUUGUUUCUACAUUGCAUUCCAAGAUUGUGCCUUAAACAGUUUGUAAGUAACUAUUUUCUUUGUAUAGUUUUCUAAUCAAAAGAGCAAUGUUUUUUGUUCUG
Molecule: messenger RNA, 2163 nt
Organism: Danio aesculapii
Lineage: Eukaryota; Metazoa; Chordata; Actinopteri; Cypriniformes; Danionidae
Gene: e2f5
Product: E2F transcription factor 5
Exons: 8
Coding region: 139-1230 (363 amino acids)
Biological process (GO): regulation of transcription by RNA polymerase II
Cellular component (GO): RNA polymerase II transcription regulator complex
Molecular function (GO): protein dimerization activity; DNA-binding transcription factor activity, RNA polymerase II-specific; RNA polymerase II cis-regulatory region sequence-specific DNA binding
Source: RefSeq, a predicted model, not a curated record